AUGCAAGAUUAUGAUUCUGCUUUGGAGUCAUGUCAACAGGCACUUGAUAUCAGACUAAAGCUUUAUGGAUGCAACCAUUCAGAUACCGCCGACAGCUAUUACCAGAUUGGAAGAGGGCAACUUGAGAAAGGAGAUUACAAGUCAGCACUGCAAUCGUUCGAGCAAGCACUUGAUAUCAGUCAAAACGUUCAUGGGAAAAUCCACCCAGACGUUUCCUCCGCUUGUAGUCAUAUUGGAGUGACAAAGUAUCGCUUGAAAGAGUACGAUUCAGCUCUGCAUUGGCACCAGCAAGCUCUGGAUAUUAGCGUGGCGCUCUACGGAAAGGAACACCCAGACUGCGCUAGAAGCUACUACUGCAUUGCAGCAUGUCAGUACGAAAUGCAAGAUUAUGAUUCUGCUUUGGAGUCAUGUCAACAGGCACUUGAUAUCAGACUAAAGCUUUAUGGAUGCAACCAUUCAGAUACCGCCGACAGCUAUUACCAGAUUGGAAGAGGGCAACUUGAGAAAGGAGAUUACAAGUCAGCACUGCAAUCGUUCGAGCAAGCACUUGAUAUCAGUCAAAACGUUCAUGGGAAAAUCCACCCAGACGUUUCCUCCGCUUGUAGUCAUAUUGGAGUGACAAAGUAUUGCUUGAAAGAGUACGAUUCAGCUCUGCAUUGGCACCAUCAAGCUCUGGAUAUUAGCGUGGCGCUGUAUGGAAAGGAACACCGAGACUGCGCUAGAAGCUACUACUGCAUUGCAGAAUGUCAGUACGAAAUGCAAGAUUAUGAUUCUGCUCUGGAGUCAUGUCAACAGGCACUUGAUACCAGGAUAAAACUCUUUGGGCAGGAUAACGAAGCUAGAAGCGACAGUUAUGUCCAACUGGAAUUUAUACGAAGUCUAAAGAAAGUUUGCGAAUCAUCUCGCGAGCUACAGAGCAAAAAUUGUUGA
This is a messenger RNA of Paramuricea clavata, 930 nucleotides long. Lineage: Eukaryota; Metazoa; Cnidaria; Anthozoa; Malacalcyonacea; Plexauridae. The record is from the annotation of a GenBank genome assembly.